AUUUAAGAUGAGCCAGCCAUUCAAACUUAACUCAACAAAUUAGUGAUUGCUAAUAGAUUCCGAAGUUAAAGGCAUUGUGUAUUUGGUUUUUGAGUUCCAGUCUUUUUCGAAUUUCUUAUUUUAAACGCACAUUGUUUGUCGGGAGUAUUUACGACCUACUCUCAGAUCAACGGAUUUUCGGAAAUGGAUACGUUAUCCGAAAGUGACUUCAAUUUAUCCGAAUCACUGAAAUCUUAUCCAACGUUUGCUUCUAUGGGGUUAAAAGAAAACCUUUUAAAGGGGAUUUAUGCCUACGGAUUUGAAAAACCCUCCCUUAUUCAGCAGAAAACUAUCAAACAAAUAACUUUAGGGAGAGAUUUGAUUGCACAAGCUCAAAGUGGGACUGGAAAAACUGCAACAUUUAGCAUAGGAACUUUGCAAAACGUUCUCCCCGAGAUCUGUCAAAUUCAAGUGCUAGUCUUGGCACCCACACGCGAAUUGGCUUUCCAAAUACAUCAUGUUAUGUCAUCAUUGUCUGAUUACUUGUCUAUCAGAUGUGUCUCCUGUUGUGGUGGGCGAAACAAUACUAUGCAAAUGGCUCGCGAACUUGAUAAGGGAGUGCAUGUUGUCGUUGGUACUCCAGGUCGAAUAUUGGAGCUUCUUCGACAAGGUAACAUACGUUUAAAUAAACUACGUUCUUUGGUUUUGGAUGAAGCUGAUGAAAUGUUAAAUAGAGGAUUACACGAUCAGUUAGAGGAGAUAUAUCGCCGCCUCCCAUCUCAUACUAAUUCGAAUAACAAAAAGUCUCUCAGUUGUCAAAUUGUUAUCAUCUCAGCUACAAUGCUUAAAGAGCAUUUAGAAUUGUUUCAAAAUUUCACAUCUAAUCCUGUUUGUGUUCUUGUACCGAGAGACGAACUUAGUCUUUCUGAUCUUCAACAAUUCUACAUCGAUGUUGGCUCAGAGGAAUGGAAAUUCGAAGCGUUAAAUGAUUUAUUUUCCAGUGUUUGUGUUUCACAAACUGUUGUCUUUGUUAAUACUCGACGAAAAGUUGAGUGGCUUGCAAGUCAGUUGAAACGAGAAGGUUUUACAGUGGCUGCUGCUCACGGUGAUCUUGAUCAAAGCCAAAGAGAGUCAGUUAUGAAACAAUUUCGUUCUGGCGAAUGUCGUAUUUUAAUCAGUAGUGAUAUGUGGGCUAGAGGUAUUGAUGUUCAGACAGUGGGAUUAGUUGUGAAUUUUGAUUUGCCAAUGAAUACCAGUGAAUACUUACAUCGUAUAGGUCGUUCUGGGCGUUUUGGACGUACUGGUUUGGCUGUUAGUUUUAUUGCCAAUGCUGAGGAACGUAAACAGCUUUUAGAAAUUUGCAAUUAUUAUCAAAUUGCUAUUCCACCAGCACCAGCUCGUUUGGAUAAAAUGUUAGUCAUUAAUAAUUCUGUACACAAUUCACCCAAAAUAGCAAAUUCACCAUGUAAAUCUGAUACAAGCAACGGCCAACCUGUAAAACACCAUCAACUUGCGAAACAUUUAAAACGUAAGAAAAAACAACACAAGAGGAAAAAAAACUUGAAAAUUGCAAAAUAAAAUAAACUUUGUACAUCUGUUUCUAUAAAUUUAAUGCAUAUGCUUUUUAGUGUUUUGAAGAUCAAAGGUGUUAUGUCUAAUCUGUAAUUGCUUUCAUGAAGGUUGUUAAUAACAGUUCAAGUCCAGUCUUUCCUAGUAAAAAUGACAGUAAACGGUAUCUGUAUAUUUCAAACCACCAAUAAUUUCGACCAAAUAGACAUACUGUCACCUUAUAUGCAGGUGAUAAUUUCAAUAUUAUCGACACUACUUCAUAAUUAAGAUAAGAGUCUGAAUAUAUAUAAAUAUUU
This is a messenger RNA of Schistosoma guineensis, 1844 nucleotides long. Lineage: Eukaryota; Metazoa; Platyhelminthes; Trematoda; Strigeidida; Schistosomatidae. The record is from the annotation of a GenBank genome assembly.